Aquila chrysaetos chrysaetos is the source of this 3667-nucleotide messenger RNA. Its product is annotated as cytochrome P450 4V2. NCBI's taxonomy places the organism in Eukaryota, Metazoa, Chordata, Aves, Accipitriformes, Accipitridae. Gene Ontology annotation, molecular function: iron ion binding; oxidoreductase activity, acting on paired donors, with incorporation or reduction of molecular oxygen; monooxygenase activity. The record is from RefSeq and is a predicted model, not a curated record. The transcript has 11 exons. The coding region runs from base 1386 to 2972 and encodes 528 amino acids.
CAUGCUUACUUCCUUCCUGGGAUGUCACCUGAACAAAAGAGGACACUGAUGGCUAUAUAGCUUGCCUCAUGUGUUUGCAAGACAGGAUAUGUAUCUGCUAUUUUCUGUCACAAACCAUUACAAAUAACAGCAAGAGUAGCAAAGUUCAUUUCCAGCUGUUUACUGUGCAGAAAAAAUGCAACAGUCAGCAUUUAUGAUACAGUGUUUGCUGGGAGAUUGCAGGAACAAAGUGCCAAAAUUUACUGCCCUCUGCUGCCAAGGGUCAUCAGCCCUUUCUUAACUUCUGAUGUUUUGAGCUUUCUCUGUUUGUGUUUCUUAUCUUAGUUGCUUUGUUUACGCUGUUUGUUGGUUUACUAAAAAUGCCAGUGCAGUCAGUGCAGUAAAUUUUGGUACAAAACAGACAGGAGAAACAUGGCUACGGCUAUAAAAAGCUUUUGUGGUAUAUUCAGGGGGUGAAGUUUUGCAAAUUGGGCACGAGCCGUGCUGUCUUUUCACCGAACUUCUGUUUGACCACUAGGUUUCUGAGCACUGGGGGCUUUGAGGAGCAGGUGCUCAGCAGCCCUGCAGCAGAAAGAAGGAACUCUGGAUCCUCCUGAGGCAGGAAGGGCAGCAGGAUAUACGGUGGGUACGGCACCACUUCUACCCAAGCACUUUGCAAGUUACGACACAGGUGCAGGUGCUGCCAGUCGUGUUACUGGCACCCUUUAGCCUGUGACUGAGCGUUCGACAGUGAGAUAAGUAAAGGCCAUUUGAGCUGAGAAGCAUCAGUGUGCCUUGCACUGCUGCUCUUGAUUGUGGGCCUGUAUGGGCUCUGGUUUGUGUAACCCCUCGAAGUCAUCAGCCCAACUGAAGAAAGGUACUGCCCAUCUGAAGCUCUUGAAACCCUUCAGGCAUCGUGUUGGAGAGCACUGGAGCAGUUCUGUAUGGCAAAAUGGUGGUGUUCCCUGAGCACCUGAAAACAGGAGAAAGAUGAUGUUGGGAAAACCCAUCCUUCCCAAAUCAGCAAAAAGGUGUUUUUUCUCUUGACAGCAGUUUGUGUCUUUUCCUUCUGAGGCGUUGCACGGUCCUGCGAAGAACUUUCUCACUCUUCACUUGAGUCAGAAGAGCCAGGCGAGGGCAGGGAAAUGGCACGGUUCCCCGUGGCUGCUCUGCCGUCAGGAAGUGCUUGCAGGCAGCCUCUCCACAUGUGGGGUUUUUUUAUAUCUUUGUUUAUUUUUCUGGCAGGAAGCUGUGCUUCGGGGCCGUGCAACAGCUCCGCCUCCCGCUCUCGUGGCCUGGGUCCCAGCACGCACGCUCGGCUCGCUGCAGUGCGGCCGCUGUGGGUACAGGCAGUGCCGGUUCCCCGGUAGGGAUCAGGGCUCGGAGCAGGAGGCUGGGAGGUGGUGAUGGAGGUCGUGCAGGGAGCCGCAGGGGGACCCCAGGUGCUGCAUUUGGGGGCUGGGGUCAUCGCUCUGCUGUUGACGGCUGUGGCCGUCUGCUGCCUGCCCUCCCUGAUGGAUUACUGGAGGCGAUGGUGGGUGACGAAGCCGAUCCCGGGUAUCAGCCCCUGCUAUCCUCUGCUGGGAAAUGCUCUACUCUUGGAGCGGGAGGGAGAAGGUUUUUUUAAACAACUACAAGUUUACUCUGAAGAGUACAGGAGUUGUCCAUUGCUCAAAAUUUGGAUAGGACCGUUGCCUGUCCUGAUUUUGUAUCACCCUGACAGUGUGGAGGUUAUUCUGAGCAGUUCGAAACACAUAGAAAAAUCGUACCUGUACAAAUUCCUGCAGCCGUGGUUGGGCACUGGACUUCUGACAAGCACUGGGGACAAGUGGCGGUCACGGAGGAAGAUGAUAACUCCCACGUUCCACUUUGCGAUCUUAACUGACUUUCUAGAGGUUAUGAAUGAACAAGGAGGUAUUUUGUUGGAGAAACUUGAGAAGCAUGUUGACAAGGAACCAUUUGAUGUCUUUCUAUACAUCACUCUGUGUGCCCUUGAUAUCAUCUGUGAAACGGCAAUGGGCAAGAAUGUGGGUGCUCAGGAGAAUAAGGAUUCUGAGUAUGUUCGUGCUGUCUACAGGAUGAGUGAUCUAAUCCAACAGAGACAGAAGAGCCCUUGGCUUUGGCCUGAUCUUGUAUAUAUGCUGUUCAAGGAAGGAAGAGAGCAUGAGAGGAACCUCAAAAUACUUCACAAUUUUACAGAUACAGUCAUUGCAGAAAAAGCUGCAGAACUUGAAAACACCAAGCAAACAAAAUGUGAUACUGAUGGUAACUAUGAAGAAAGUGGCUCCAAAAAGAGAAAAGCUUUCCUGGACAUGCUGCUGAGUGCAACAGAUGAUGAAGGGAACAAACUGAGCUACUACAAGGACAUUCGUGAGGAAGUGGAUACUUUCAUGUUUGAGGGCCAUGAUACAACAGCAGCUGCUAUGAACUGGGCCCUGUACUUACUUGGACAUAAUCCUGAAGCCCAGAAGAAGGUUCACAGAGAGCUGGAUGAGGUGUUUGGCAACACUGAGCGUCCUGUUACAAUGGAUGAUUUGAAGAAUCUUCGAUACCUUGAGUGUGUUGUGAAAGAAGCCCUUCGGCUCUUCCCUUCAGUUCCGCUGUUUGCCCGUGCCUUGAGAGAGGACUGCUGUAUUAAAGGAUAUCGGGUACCAAAAGGCACAAAUGUUCUUGUCAUAACUUAUGCCCUGCAUAGAGACCCCGAGAGCUUCCCUGACCCGGAGGAGUUCAGGCCUGAGCGAUUCUUCCCUGAAAAUUGUAAGGGAAGGCACCCGUAUGCUUAUGUGCCCUUCUCAGCUGGUCCCAGGAACUGCAUUGGUCAGCGCUUUGCACAAAUGGAGGAGAAAGCUCUUCUAGCCCUCAUCCUGCGGCGCUUUUGGGUGGACUCAUGUCAAAAGCCAGAAGAGCUUGGUACAACUGGAGAACUGAUUCUUCGUCCAAAUAAUGGCAUCUGGAUUAAGCUGAAGAGGAGGCCAAAUGCUGGAUCAGAAUGAAAGGGAAUUCAAGAUUUUAUUUUUCCAAAAACUUCCAAGCUAUUUAAGCCGAGAUAUGUUUUUAAAUCAGAUAUUUUGAUGGCCGACUGGCAAUUUGUUGAAACUACAGUCAUUACUGAUUGUUUCAUUAAAGAAGAUGUAAUAGCACUACGUUGCUGUAGUUUCCUGGUACAUGUGAACUUCAUGUUCAUCUUUGAAGUUCAAGUCCUUAAACAUCAAAUCUUAGUGCCUUAUCUACUCGGAUGAAACUAUUCUAUUGCAACAGUGCAAAAAACUUUAAAUGAUGGUAGUAACAACAGUAAUGCCUGUGGUGGAGUGAUCUGGUUAUAUUCCAUAGCAUUUGCGAGGUAACUUGAUAGUCUCAAAUCUUUGGAUAGUUUUCAGGUUUCUUUGGUUCUGAAAGGUACAAGUAAUCAGUUCUUCCACUUGGCACUUUUUUUUUCUGUUUUGGUGAUGACUGCCUCUAUGAAGACAAAGGAAAAAUCUCUGAUAAUUGCACUACUCCUUUGUAAGCAUUUACAGUAGUUCUUCAGUAGUGAGUGCUCUGAAUUAUUUUUUAGCAAAGUGUACCAUAAGCAUUAAUCUGUAUAAUCAUACCAUGAACUAGAUAGUGUGCAAAUUACACACAGGAUUUCAUAAUGGCAGAAACACUGUAUUAUUAGAAUUUCUGAGAAUAAACUUCUACUAUGCCUCAA